Messenger RNA from Mobula hypostoma (lesser devil ray), 3068 nucleotides. RefSeq names its product kelch domain-containing protein 8A-like. The transcript has 8 exons. The coding region runs from base 288 to 1421 and encodes 377 amino acids. The record is from RefSeq and is a predicted model, not a curated record. Gene Ontology annotation, molecular function: protein binding. Lineage: Eukaryota; Metazoa; Chordata; Chondrichthyes; Myliobatiformes; Myliobatidae.
GGACGGAGAAGGAGCGGUUCCGGCUCUGAUGGAACACACACAGUCAUUCUGGUGAAACUGCUCUCACGUGCCAGGUGACGCAUGCCUAACUUCUUGGCCAUCCCAAUGCGCUCAACAACCAGUGAAUUACCUCUGAAGUUGAUCUCUUCAGAAAAACCAUUGUGGCAUUCUUUGUGUUGUCUGGGAGCAUUGCACCAGUUACUGCAGGAUGGAUUGCUGUAGCUAAAACCAGGUUCGUAUUGGUCACAUGGCCCUUUGGUGGACCACAUAACGGAGAAGCGCCAGGGAUGGACAACUGCUUCAAUGCCAUGUCCGUGCCCAGCACCAGGUCAUUCCACUGGCAGUCCCUGGCACCCUUGGCCGUCGGUCGAGUCUACUGCAGCCCUGUGGAGAGUGGGGGACAACUCUACCUCAUCGGGGGCUGUGAUGAGAGCGGGUCCCCCAUGAACAUCUGUGAAGUCUACUCUCCAGAAGCUGAUCAGUGGACCACCCUGCCACCGAUGCCCACAGUAAGAGCAGGCGUGGCUGUGGCUCCCCUGGGGAAGCGGAUCCUGGUGAUUGGUGGCAUGGGAGUUCAGCGGAGUCCCCUCUCUACGGUGGAGAUGUACAACGUGGAAGAAGGCAAGUGGGAAAAGAGGAAUUCCUUGUGCGAAGCUGCCAUGGGUGUCUCCGUGAUUGUCAAAGACGGCCAGGUGUACGCAGUGGGUGGAAUGGGGUCGGACACGCAUCCACAAGCCCGCCUGCAGCAGUACGACAUCGCGAGUGACAUUUGGCACACGCUUCCUCCCAUGCCCACGCCCAGGUACGCAGCCAGCACCUUUCUCCAAGGCGGAAAGAUCUACGUGUUUGGUGGGAGGCAAGCAAAAAAUCCAGUCACCGCCUUUGAAGUCUUUGACACCGAGGCAAGGUCGUGGGCCAAGUUUCCCAGCAUCCCCUGCCGGCGAUCCUUCUCGAGCUACGUGAUGACUGAGGAGAGCUUCCUGGCUCUGGGAGGCCUCCAGCAGGCUCGGGGCUACAGGAAGCCCAAGUUCGUCAGGACCGUGGAGGUGUUUGACAUUGAGCAGGGGACAAAACUCGGUUACCACAAUCCUGGGACGUCCACAGCCAUCUUCCCUACAGAGAAGGGAAGCUGGAUAAAGACAACACGUCGCUUAAACAUGAAGACUAAGAGGGCCGACUUUGUGGCUGCGUAUCUCCAGGGAAGGGUCAUUGUGGCUGGAGGACUGGGUGACCAGCCAGCUGUCCUGAGCUCAGCCGAAGCCUUGAACCCAGUGAAGAAUCGGUGGGAGAAGCUGCCGCCCUUGCCCACCGCCCGCUGCACCUGUUCCAGCAUCGUCUUUAAGAACCACCUCUUUGUGAUUGGCGGCGUGUCGCAGGGCCCCAGCAGCGCCGUCGAAGCUCUCUCCCUCACAGACUCCUAAGCACUUGGUAAAUGCAGAGUGGGAUGGAUAGAUAUCAUCCAAAGGCCAGCUGGAGGUCACUUCAUUCAAGAUUUUCUGCCAUUUGCUUUUGGAUAGAGAAGGCUUCAGCCCUUGUUGGAUGUCAGAACUCAUGAGAAAGGCAAAUCCAUUUCUUGGCAACACCCAGCACUUCCCCAACACUGAAGAAUGAAUGUCCAGAACAGGGGCUCCAACCUGGGGUUCAUGGACCCCUUGCUUAAUGGUAUUGGUUCAUGGCAUAAAAUAGGUUGCAAACCCUUGGUUCAAAGGAAACCUUCGAUAUCUGUGUGCAUUGAACUUUGUGUGAAGCAAUCUGUAUUUUUUUUACACAUGUCAGAUGUUUAAGGAGUUAAGAAGUUUUAAAAUUUGUAGGUCAAUCCUAGUUGAGCUGCAUGACAUUCUAUCAUCACCCUGUUCCUCCUUCAUGUAACGUGAGGAUUAAGUUUAAAAAAUGACUUUCUUUGCACAUUCUUCAUCUUGCUUUCCUCAACAAUCUCCAUCCAGAGCUCAGGAAGUUUAUCCAGGACUGUUCCAGACAUGAAGCAUGCUUCGCGUAUUUCUCAGUUAGAGAAUCUUUGCACAGAGCUCGGAUGAAAUUGACUUCUUUCGCAGAGGGUGGGGGAUUGACUACACAGGAAGAAGAAAAUUUUGUAGCAUGACUCAGUCAAUCAGAAGAUGAAAACAGCUUGCUUCUUGGACUCAAGGUGAGAACACAAAUGGACCUCAGUUCGACCUCUAACAUCAAACAAUCCUCUGUGUACCUGAAUGCUUGAAUUGUACCCAAUCUAACAUUAUCUUUUUUUAUGGUGAUGCGUGGUCAUUUUAAUAUUGGAGCAGGCAACGACAUGGUAGGAAGAGUCUAACCACCUUCUCCUUCACUUUCAAUGCUGCACCAUCAUUUAAUCCCCUACUCUUAAUGUCCUAGCAGUCUGUAUUGAUAUAGGUGGGCCUCUAUAAUGAAUGGCUCUACUUUUAACCUUUCAACACCUUUCUACCAUCGACAAUCAUACUAGGAUUAUGAUGGAAUCCCUGCUGUCUGAUAGAAUGUUGCUCCAAGAAUAUCCAAGAAUCUUGGCAUCAUCCAGGGCAGAACACCUCCUGUGAGUGGCACCCCAUCAGCCAUCUUGAUCCUUGACCAAGGGUGCCAGUGUUCUCCAUCAACCGGGAGAGCAUGGCUGUUCACCAAGUCUUCCAGAGCACACCCCAAACCUGUGAUCUCAACUGCUGAAAGAGGAAGGACAAUGUGCAGGUGGGAACUUCACCACCCACAGGUUCACCAAAUGCUCACCAUCCUGACCAUCUCCUUCAUUGCUAGUCCAAGAUCCCGGUAUACAUUACUUAAUAAGAUUAAUGAGAGAUCAUUAUGACAGAAACUACUGGUCUGAGAAGACAGCUCAGUGCUACCUUCUUAAGCAGUGGUUCCCAACCGUUUUUAUGCCUUGGACCAAUACCGUUAGGCAAGAGGUCCAUAAACCUCAGGUUGGGAACUGCUGUUCUUAAGUUCUGCAUCUUGAAUACUGAAACUCUAGACCUACACUAAUCUUGACACUGAACUGUAGAAUCAAGCCUAUGAUACAUCAGUAUUGACCAAUAAAGUAAGUCAUUGGGUCCCAGCACCUGGAGGUUCCA